AUGGAGAAGAUUAGUACCAGUGGCUGCAAAGUAUGCGUUACGGGAGGUGCAGGCUAUGUUGGAUCAUGGCUUGUCAAGAAGCUUUUAGACAAAGGAUACACCGUUCAUGCAACUCUAAGGAACUUGGAUGAUCUGACUAAGGUAAGCCUUUUGAAGAGCUUUCCUGGCUCGGAGACAAGAUUAGUGUUGUUCAAAGCCGACAUGUUCAGACCGGAAGAGUUUGAGAACGCGAUUCGAGGUUGUCAGUUCGUCUUCCAUGUCGCCACUCCCUUUGAGAAAACUCCUGGAUCUCAGUACAAGAGCACAAGUGAUGCUGCCGUGGCCAGCGUGAAUAGCAUAGCAAUAGCGUGUAAAAGAUCAGGAACCGUGAAGCGCUUGGUGUUUACGGCAUCUGUGUUUGCUUCGUCUCCGCUGAAAGAUGACGGAAGUGGUUUCAAGGACUUUGUGGACGAAACGUGUUGGUCUCCUUCAAAUCUUUCUAUUCCUUAUGGUAGUGAUUUUUUAAAGGCCUAUCAAGAUUCAAAGAUACAAGCAGAGAAGGAAAUGUUGAGGUUUGGAAAAGAAAAUGAAGACGAAUUGGAGGUUGUAUCCCUUACAUGUGGUCUUGUUGGAGGUGAUACACUUCUAUCCUACACGCCCGGCUCUGUGGCGGUGACAAUUUCUCAGCUCACAAACAACGCAGCACAUUACAGUUCAAUAACGUAUUUGGAGGAGUUGAUGGGAAAAGUGCCAUUAAUACACAUUGAUGAUGUCUGCGAAGCCCAUAUUUUCUGCAUGGAGAAUCCAUCCGUCCAAGGAAGAAUCUUAUGUGCAAGCUCGUUUGUCGCGUCUGCAGAAAUUGCUAGCUACUUUCAACAGAAUUAUCCUCAGUUUCACGUCAAGCAAGAGUACUUGGAUGGGCCGAAGAGACAGAUAAAGUGGGCUUCCUCAAAGCUAACUGAGAAGGGUUUUGUUUACAAAUAUGAUAUGAAGACAGUAUUGGAUGAUUGCGUUAGUUGUGCCAAGAGAAUGGGUGAUCUCCAAGAAUAAAUCUCCUAUUUCUAGCCUCAUUAUUUUUGUCACUCUUUAUU
Morus notabilis is the source of this 1070-nucleotide messenger RNA. RefSeq names its product putative anthocyanidin reductase. Bases 1 to 1029 code for a protein of 342 amino acids. Gene Ontology annotation, molecular function: oxidoreductase activity, acting on the CH-OH group of donors, NAD or NADP as acceptor. NCBI's taxonomy places the organism in Eukaryota, Viridiplantae, Streptophyta, Magnoliopsida, Rosales, Moraceae. The transcript has 5 exons. The record is from RefSeq and is a predicted model, not a curated record.